This is a messenger RNA of Heteronotia binoei (common prickly gecko), 1759 nucleotides long. RefSeq names its product proline rich nuclear receptor coactivator 1 (gene PNRC1). The coding region runs from base 283 to 1152 and encodes 289 amino acids. Gene Ontology annotation, cellular component: P-body; nucleus. Gene Ontology annotation, biological process: nuclear-transcribed mRNA catabolic process, nonsense-mediated decay. The record is from RefSeq and is a predicted model, not a curated record. Lineage: Eukaryota; Metazoa; Chordata; Lepidosauria; Squamata; Gekkonidae. The transcript has 2 exons.
GGCGGGUCUCUAUGAAUCCCUUUGGUGCUGAUUGGCAGACAGUAGGAAGGGGGUGUGGCCUUCUCGGGUAACAACAGUAGGGCGUUGUGGCGAUUCUCUUCAUUCCCCGCCAUGUUCUCCUAGCAGCGUAUCUGAUCGCCUAACCAUCGCAGCCUCGUCGAGUCCAACCGGACGCUCCGCAAUCACAUCCCUGCAACCCUGGCUGUUUUACUUUGGCCCACUAGCCCGACUUCUUUCACCUCCUCGCCCUGCUUGCCAAGACGCGACUCCUAACCCUUCAAUAUGGUGACGACGACUGCGCCUUCUUCCCCCUUCCUGGCCCGGAUCUCGGCCGGCACCGAGGACCCCCGGCGGUUUCCCACAUCCCUCCUACAGCGCCUUAUGCGGGCGGACGCCAGCGGCGAAGGCCACCAACCCAGCUGCUGUCUGGUGGGACCAGGCGGCAGCCCCAGGCCGGCCCUGAAGAGAGUGAGGAGAAGGAAAGGGAAAAUACGGUCCGCCUCCUCCAGCCUCUCCCAGAGCCGCUACCAACAGCACCAACAACAUCGCGCCGGCCUGGGGCGAAGGAACACCACGCAGGGGGCGCGCAGCCCCUACGAAAUCCCCACAACGGCUUCGCCAGAGCCCGCUCUCGAAGCGGUUCUGACCGAGGAAGCGCCCACCGCUUCCCCGAGACCAGCCUCUGUCAGCAAACCUCUCAGAAAAGAGUUGUUAAAAAGCAAGAUGGGGAAAUCUGAGAAGGCUACCAUUCCAUACAAUCAGUCUGUUCAUAGUCUACACCUGUGUGAACAAUCAAAAAUUAACAGACAGAGGAGCAAGUGUAAUAUACAACUAAACAAGAUUCCACCUGCAAAAAAAAGUGAAAAUAACUUUUGGCAAGAAUCAGUAUCAUCUGAGCUCAUUAAAAAGCAGGAGAAAAAAACUGUGGAAAACACAGAAAACAUCAAGAACAUGAAAUCAAGGAAACCCAUCUUUCUGACUGAAUCUAACCAAAAAGAAAAUUAUGCUGGGGCAAAAUUUAGUGAACCUCCUUCACCCAGUGUCCUUCCAAAGCCUCCUAGUCAUUGGGUAGGAAGCACUGUCCAAUAUUCUGACCAAAAUAGGGAGAUGAUGGCAGUCCAUCUAAAAACUCUCUUAAAAGUUCAAGCAUAGCAUAUGGAUAACCAAGAACAUACUAGAAAUUUGAAACCUGCCUUGUUGCAACAUGAAGUGCAAAAGACUCAAGUCUUAAAUCAUAAACAUGUACUCUAUUUUUUAUGGUUGUGUAAAUAUUGUAUAUCCUGUAAUGUGUAUAUUCAUAUUUUGAGGUACAUUUUAGUUUUGUUAUGAAAGGAUGUAUUUUAUACUGCUCAUGUGGCAGAUGAUUUUGUAUAUAGUAAUGGACAACUUGCAAUGUGUGCUUAACACAUGGAAGACUUGACAGUGUUUGCACAAGGUAAUGAGAUUUGAAAAUCGAGAAAAGCUCUUCAUCUCAAGGUUCAAAUGGCAAUGUAAAAACAAACUACUAAGGCACUACUGAAAAGCUUAACAAUCUGUGGCACAAUACUUCGUUGAAGCUUUCAAAAAAAAUGUGAAUCUGUUUGGAAUGGUAUUUGGUGUUAAAUUCAAUUCCUUCUCAAAGGCACAUUUGGAAUUUGAUUAAAUAAUCCAGUAAUUUAGCAUAGCUGAUUCUCUAAAAUAGAGGAGCUGUGUUUUUCGUCCAGAGAUAAUUGGUAAUUUAAAAAAAAUGAAUUAAAUAAAACAAUUUGGCCUCCCCUCA